AUGCAAUGGCGUCUGAUCCACCGACAAGUGAUGAUGAUGACAAUGAUGAAGAUCCCGGCGAAGGCCAAAGAAGUUCUGAAGCAAGCAGCAGGAAAGGAGCAGAAGAAGAGCCGGAAGGCACAAGCAAAAGAGAGCUCGAAGGAGCAGCCGCGGAAGAACCUGAAGCAACAAGGCCGAGAGUCGACGAAGGAAGCGGACAAGUUGAAGAACGACCUGAGAAGAUACAAAGAGGAGAAGAAUUUGCCGAAGUACCACGAUGACGAAGAGGUAGAGUUGGAGGAGUUUGAAGGACUCGAAGUCGAGUUUGAAGAACCUGAAGAGGAAAGAAGCUCAGAGCUCGGAGAAGAUGAAGAGUUCGAGGAAAGCAUGCCAAAGUGGUCAAACAAGUUCGAAGAUGGACCUCCGAAGUUGGACGAAGACGAGCUGACGAAGGUCGACGUUGUGUCAAGAGAGCACGAGAUAAGCCGACUCACGGAGAUGAAAGUCUUGAAGGAGCUGCCUGAAGGCACGAGUGUGAGCAACUACAAGUACCUCUCAACCAAAGUUGUCUACGAUUGGAGGCAUCGAGACAAUGAAUGGCAACGGCGUGGCCGGUUAGUUGCCCGGGACCGCAUGCUGCAGCCUCGGCAGUUGACCUUAGUGAAGCACACGCUGGCACCUUUGCCUCCACCUAGCUAUCAGCCUGCCCGUGCAUACUCCGUCUACCCAUCAGAAGCUCGAGGCCUGCAGGUUUCUGCCCCAGUUCAGGUAGAUAUCAUUGGCCCUUACAGUUCUGUGCUGCAGCAGCUCGAGGGAUCGCCCAAUGGUCCUGCUUUGACAUUGAAGCUCUUGCAGCUCAACGCAGACACAACCGCUUUGCGUUAUGUCAAAGCGUGUUUGGCAUACUUUGAAUUUCUCGUUGACCUCGGACAUUCCUUGGACAAUCUCUCCCAACUCGCCGCAGUCGAGGCAGUGUACGCUCUCCAUUGCAGCCGUUCCCAGGAUGAUGACCUUUCUCUAGACCGGGAACAGAUUGCUUUGGUUUUUCCACUGAAUACCUUGAAGGCGCUGCGUUGGUUGGUGAAAACCGUGACCCUUCACUUCCCAGACCUUUACUCAGGCAUGGCUUUUGCUUUCUAUGCAGAGGGCAUAUACGGCCCUUGGGGCAUUCGCUGGCUCCAGCUUUUGGAUUCGCUGUGGGGGUCUUUGGAACAACUCUCCCCCAAUGUGGUUCCUGACUCCCUCUUUUUCUGCUCGUCGCUCUUGGAUGAUGCUUGCGACUUUGCCUUUUGCUCUGCGUCGUAUGCAUCGGCCUUGCGUAGCCUGCGUUCAGCCUUGAACUUGUGGGGCCGGCUAGGAUAUGAUGCAUCACGCAUCAUCGCACCACCUCGGUCACUCUUUACGGUCGAGAUGACACGCGUGCUGCCCUGGCCCUUCAGGCUUCGAUCCUUGGCAAGAUUCGCACUGGCGCUUUUCGCCCCAGCAUUUCCCAACAUCGUGGAGCUCAGUCACCGAUAUCAGAGCGGGACGCUUCUGGGACACGCCGUGCGCUUUGCAAACGGCCCUCCUGUUUUGGCAAUUGUCUUUUGCUUCGGUGGCUCUGCCCACCCCCGCUUAUUGCUGGCGAUGGCAAACACUGACAUUUUCCUUGGCCUUGCAGAAGCUGAUGUGAACAAGGCAGUGUCUUGGCUGGAGGAUGCGCGCCACGUGCCGGCGACUAGUGGCUUUUCACCAUCACAGUGGCUGUGGCACUGGCUUUCGUCUACGCCAGCCUUUGCGCCUCUGACGGGGGCUGCUGAGAACAUGGACACGGUCUUCGGCUUUAGCUCUGGCGAUUGGGCGUUUCAUUGGGUCGAAGAGAUGGAAAAAGCCACCCUGAACCCGGGCGCGGCAGCAUCCCAAGCCGCACCUGCGCAGGCUGCUUCGGACAGCAAGUGGCCAUGUUUUCCCAAUGGCCACCGUUCCCUUGGACUGGCUCCUGCAGAUCUUCUCCGAGCACAUUCGUGGUUGGAAGAGGCUGCUUCCUUUAAUGGUGCCGGUGGCUGGGAGGAAGACGACUGGCUUCGCUAUUGGAUGGAGCAGGACUCGGCUUUUGAGACUUUGCUUCAGCGUGCCAAGGAGGCCAGCCAUGGCAAUGGCUUUGGCUUUGGGUGUCGCAAGCCGACCGACCCCAGCCGCCGCCGGCACCGCCUUUGGGCACUAUUUACUGCCGCUCCACAUGUCAAGACUGCGGUGCUGGCCAUUGCGGGGUCGUUCUUACGCGCGAAGAUCUGCCUCAUCGGCACCGCUGUCUGGCUGUGGACGCUCCUCACAUUUUUUCCAGGUUCCAUGGCCGACCCGGGGAGUGACACUGGGAGAGGCCUACUCGUGCAGCCGACCCCCUCAGACAAGCUUUCAGUGCUUUGGGAAUCUCUUAGCCUCGAUUUCCCUGAAGCCGUUGUGUCACAUUCGGAGUUGAACCGCGCCAUUCCUAACUUUGGGUUUUUGGCUACCUCCUUCGACCAGUUGGAUCAGUGGUUGGAGUCGCACGGUCUUCUGGACUUUGCUGCGGACCUUCGCUGUCUUUGGCACAGGGCACAUUCCUUGGCCUGUUCUGAGGGACACAUGGCAGUCGUGCCUUUCCCGCCGCACCCCUCUGCUCUGCCUUUGCCGCAGGACCAGUCCUUCAGCACAGCUUCAGAUCCUGGUCACCCCGCGUCAGGUGCUGCUUCGUGGAACGAGCCUUUCCCGGCCAAGCUCUCCUCUGACAAAACGGCAGAGCUCCGGGCCGCUUUCUUGCGGAAGUAUCCUAGCAAGGUUUUGGACGAUUCCACUAUGCCUUCGGCUCGUCUCCUUGCUUUGGCUUUCAAACAAGCCUCGUCCCACGAGUGGCGCUUCAUCCCUUGGCGUUGGCGCAUGUCCGUGCUUGAGCUUGAAGAACAGCAGUUGCAGCGCCCUCGUAAGCUAGCCAGGACUGAGCUGGCAGAUCUGAUACUGGAUGAUGUCCCUUCCCGGAACCUCCCGGACACACUGGGCAUGUUUGCAUUAAGCAAAAUUUUGCGUUUGCACAGUGUAGCGAUGGCCAUGGUCACUGAUGUGCACUUGGCCGUAUCCGAGCUCCGUUUGCAAGGUUGGUCUUUGGAUGAUUGCAUCCACGAGAACACGGCCGUCCGUAGCGAGCUGGCAUCUCUUUUGGCACCGCGUGUUUUCCUUCCCAAGGCCCUGCGCCGCCCGGAGGGCAAAGGAGCGGGCAGUGGCAAGGGCAAUGGCCCUGGUGCUGGUUUUGGCAAUGGACGCGGACGCGGCAAAGGCAAGGGAGAUGGAAGAGGUCGUGGGAGUGGCCUUGGCACCGGUCGUGGGGGAACCGGUCUGGGCAACCAAGGCAACUCCGGGGGGGCCUCCACAAACCGCCAGGAGUGGGCAUCCUCUGCGAAAGUUAACGGGGAGGUCAAGACUCUUUGCAUGCGUUGGAGUCAGCGCACAGGGGGACCGGACCCAUCUUUCGAGCAGGCAGCUGGGUCCGGUCUGCCUUUGUUCCCUCCUGCUGCCAUUUUGCCUUUGUCUUCCCAGAGCUCUUCCACUCCGGUAACCGCUGCUCCGGCAAAGCAGGCUUUUGAGCUUCCCAUGCCCGAACUUCCUCACGGGGUGGCCAUGGCAGUGUCAGUUUCCGACACACACUCUCCGGGGUCCCUGCCACCCCAGCACAUAAAUCCUGAAGAUGGCAUGUCGGCCCCGGACAGCUUUGGCCCAGCGCUAGCUCCUGCGCCGGUCUCUGAAUUUGUGGCAGAGUCCAUACCAGAGCCGUUUCCGCCUGUUUCUUCGCAUGUCACCUCUGUCGUGCAGUCCGUUCGGGAUUUCAAGCAACCCUUCUUCCUGGACAUUUGCGCAGGGGCGGGCUCGCCACUCAGUUCAGCUUUCCUAAAGAAGGGGGUGCCAUGUUUGUCGAUAGACAUCCUCAUCGACACAAACAUGGACCUCCUCCAGGAUGAUUUCUUUGAACAUUUGCUGCGCAUUUGCACGUCCCGCCAAGUGGCCCUUGCGCACGCUGCCCCUCCAUGCAGAGAGUACUCUUGCCUGAAACUCCUUCCUAAAGGCCCGAAAGCGCUUCGGACUCCGGCGUUUCUGAAUGGCCUCCCCGACCUGUCGGCAUCCCAGGCUCUUAGAGUUCAGGAGAGUCACUUGAUCUUUGUGCGCUGCGUUCAGCUCUUGCAUGUCAGCUUUUCCUGCGGUGCGCAGGUGUCGGUUGAACAGCCUCCCAACAGCAUGGCCUGGAUGGAGCCGAUUGCAACCAAUUUCUUGGCGUCCAUCAGUGCGGAUCUGGUCCACGUGGCUGCUUGUUCGGUCAGCUUACUGCAGUGGAUGGGAGCUCGCCUCCGCGGGCAAGCGGCGAUCAAGUCGCCUGUGCAUUUGGGCUCUCUCGGCCCAGUGAUUCCUGCCAGGUACCGCAUCAACCACAACCACCAUUGGUGCGCGCACUGCGUGAUUGCUUGGUACUUGGCAGUCUACGACAGGCUUCUGAUGCCCCUGCGAGAAUGGGCACUGCCCAAUCAUCACAGUCUCAUGAUACGCUACGUGGGAGUGUUGAUCCCGAACUUGAUGGCCGACGCGUCCCACCUGUGUAUGUCGCCAGACAACAGGAUCACCUGCGGAAGGAGGAUGCCCCUGGUAGGCCAGUUCCUGCUCCCCGCAGCCCUCGCCAUUCCCCUUGUGGUCCUGAUGCGUCCGCACAGCAGGCUACUCGCCCGCCGCUUGAAGCCCCUGCGGGUGCCAACCGCGCGCUCUCCCCCGCGAGCUCAGUGCAAAGUGUUCGUCAGCCAAAGGAAGGUGCCGCCGCCUGGAGAGCUGCGCGUGGUAACCCCCAUAAGUUCGCGGCCUGUCUUUACCGGUCCAGGCUCCAUUCCCCGGAGGCCUCGGUUCUGGAAAGCGUGCGCGGCAAAUGUGAAGCCCUGCUUCCUGGUGGUCGGCCACUGCCUCCACGCGGUUAAAGAUCCCACCGGCCCUUCCAGCGGUCCGUAUACUGAUAGCGAUGCACCGGACCCUGACGGCAUUGAGGCAGAAGUUGCAUUGUGGGCUGAGCAUCCCUCUGCUCCGACGUCUGAUGCGGCACCAUUGACAUCCUUGGACAUCUCCUUGCCAUACUUACAGAGUCUGCUUUCUGACAUGAUACCUUUAUCUGCCGCAUUGCUCCAGCAUGCUACAGUUGCUGAACUGCAGCACUUGUGCCGUGUCUGCCUGCAAGCCGGUCGCCAAUCUUGCUUCGCGGCCCCAACUGUGUCCUCCCUCCAGGCCUUUGUGCAGAUGCCUCCAGAUUCUGUUGUUUGGGCUCCGCCCACGCCGGGUCCUAUAUGCGGGUCUGCACCGACGACUCCGGUGCCGCAGCUGCCAUGCUCUGAGGAAGUGAUGACCAUUUUGCGUGCUCUAGAAGAGCGCCUGUCAGCCCUGGAAGAGGUGGUUGGCACUGUACAAUCAAGCCGUAGUCCACGCCGCAAUGUGCUCCGCCGGUUACGAGAUCUGGAGAGGUGCUCAAGUGGCUCCGCUUCAUCUGACGAGGGCGUCACGCUCACACCGGAGAGCGCAGAGGCCUUUCUGGCCAGACUUGAUGCCCGACCCACGUGUUCCUCGGGUCAUCCGUUGUUCUCCUUUGGGUCGCCUGAGCCAAAUUGGUGGUGCAGUGUGUGCAAAAGGGAGUUCACCACACGGCGCUUGCUUUGGGGGUGCAGAGUCUGCGACUUUGACAUUUGCGGAAAUUGCUUGGCCAAUCAGCGCAGUGACCCCACCAUCUCUCCAGCUCCGGGUCAAGAUGCCGCUCAAGAUGCAACUCCCAGCGGUGCCAAGGCAUGGCCCUCGAUAAAGCUCUUGCGUGCAUCAGGAUUUUUGACGGGCAAUGACAUGUUCCCGAAUGACCUUCGUCUCGCCCUGGAUGUGAAUGGGCGAAACCUGUCGGUUUUGGGGUCGAGCAAGGCACCGGAGCUCAAAGGUGGGUUCCGAAAAGUGUACCACCUGAAGGGAGAGGAGCCCGCUGCAAGCCUGGUGUUAAAGCUCGCUGAGAGUGACGCCGACAAUGUCAACGAAGUUCGGAGCGCUGCUGCGUGUCCUGCAGCCUUUGCCCGCAUCUUCGACAGCGGCUCUAUUUGGGUGUCCCUUGGAGAGGAAGGUUUGUGCCAGGCACAUUAUGUUGUCGCGGAACGUGCGGUCCCGUUGACCGCUCUGUUGGAGGGCCCGGCUCUGCCUCCCGCAGCAUGCACUUCUCUGGCUCUCCAAUGUUGUCGUAUUGUGCUCCGGGCCACCCCUGCAGGCAUCAAGUGCAGGGACCUUGGACAGAAACAGUGGGGCCUUAGGGUCCCACCAGGCUUCAACUUCCAAGAUGAGGUCUCCCUGCAACAGGUGCGCAACAGCUUGGCAGGGGAGGCAUUCCACCUCAUUAUCCUCGAUGCCAAUUGUUGCCUUCCGGUGCCCCAGGCAAGCCUCUUGGGGCCACGAAAAAUGGCCUCCUACUGGGCCCUCCUAACCAGGUUAGUGGGUCCCACCGCUAGCGAGCGGCUCCAAAUGUUUCUCCGUGCUCAUAAUUUCAAUGCCCGCAGUUGUCUUUCCGCUUUGACGCGUGAUCACGUUACGGGGCCUUGUUCGUGA
This is a messenger RNA of Symbiodinium natans, 6588 nucleotides long. The record is from the annotation of a GenBank genome assembly. NCBI's taxonomy places the organism in Eukaryota, Dinophyceae, Suessiales, Symbiodiniaceae.